UUUUGUCCAGCAUUAGGUGGUGGAAAACCAACGCGAAUCUUCAAAGUUCACUUUCACGAUGCACUCGAAGAUAUGGGUUAUAAAAUGAAAGACACAGAAUUUGAUAAAUUGUGGGAUAAAUUCGAUACGGAAGAAUUCCGAGCGAUUAGUUCGGACAAAUUUCUCAAAGUUUUAUUCGAUGAAUCGAUUGAAGACGGUGUCACAUCUCAUCGAGAGGCUGUCAUAUUAAAGCCACGUUCUCCUCAAUUGCGCACAAUCCAAACAUCUCAUAGUGAUUCGGAAUUAAAAACACCUCGGCUUCAUUCGACACGAGGUGUUCUCGAUGAAAAUCAAGUACAACAAUGGUUGAAUCGUAAAUUUCCACAUGGUUAUGCUGAACUCGAACAUGCACUGGAGCGUUUGGAUGCAAAACAAACGGGAUCAUUACCACGCGAACGAUUUCUCGAACAACUGAAACGGUUUGGUUUAGACUUAGAAACGCCACUCUUAGAAUAUUUUCUCAAGAAAUUAAAUGUGGACUUAGCAUUGACCAACGAUGGCAUACCUUAUCAAGAAGUUAUCAACACAUUCAAGCAAAAAAGCGAUCCGACAAAGCGACGAAUCAAUGCGGAUAAUCCAGUGCAUAUCGAAGAAACUCGUCAGGCAGCAUUAGAACGACAAAUCGAUACGUCGAUUGCGAUGAAUUACGAACGAGUGGAAAACUUAUUAAAUCGAGCUGAUGGUACACAAAGUGGGUUCGUUACAGUGAACACAGUUCGAUCGAUAAUUGAAGAUCUGAUUGAAUACACAUUGAGACCGGAUGAAUAUCACGAAAUAAUCAAGAAAAUGCCAAUGGAUGACUAUGGUCGAGUGAAAUAUCGGGAUUAUUUGAAGCAAAUUCUUGAAAGAACGUCAUAUUUACAGGAAGGAAAGCAACGGCAACCAAAGAAUCCAAAAUAUGAAUUUAUGGUCUCGACAAACGUGCGAGAAAAAGUCAACCCGAAAGAAUUAACUCAGAAGCCUUAUGAACCAGAAAGAACAAGAACAAUCGAUGAACUCAGCGACUUCUUGAAAAAUUUAAUUCGAAAUCGUUCGAAGGACAUUGAAGAUGAAUUCCGAAAAAUCGAUCGUGGUUCCUAUGGUGAAUUAACUCCGGACCUUCUCUAUAACUUAUUUCGACGACUUUAUCUCGAACCGGCGAUAACACGUGAUGAAGUAGACUUAAUUUGGGAACGUUGCCAUUUAAAACGCGAUGGAACACUAGAUUUUUACCAAUUUCUCCGUGAAUUUGGUUAUUCUAAACAAUCAGCACACUAUCCGAAUGCGCGAAACCACCCGCCGAAACGAGGCGAUGCAGAUUUCAUUUUAACAUCGAACAAACUCUACGGAGAAAACAUUCUUGUUCACACUCACGCAAGAAACGUGAUUCGAACGAAUUGGGAUCGUUUACGACGAGAAUUCGCCGAGUUAGAUCCGUACCGAACAGGUUACGUUCAACCGGAGGAAUUCGACGACGUUCUAAGUGAACUCUGUCCAGCGGUUAAUCAAGAAGAUCUCUAUUUGAUCAAAUCGAAAUUGCACACGCAACACGAUCCAAGAAUGAACUAUAUGCGAUUUUUGAAAUGCUAUGCACCAUUGUCGGAAUCAUCGAAUCUUAUGGAUGAACCGAAUAAAAAUCUUUUACAAACGAUUGAUGAAGAAACACCUCGAACAGGAGCGUCUGAUCGAUUGGUAUACACUCAAGUUUGCAUUAAACUUCGAAGAAAAUUAUCGGAUUCAUAUAAACCCUUGCGUCGAUCAUUCAAACAACAAGAUAAAACCAAUAGUGGAUCGGUUCCAUUGAAAACAUUCAAAGAUAUCCUCAAUCAAUAUCAAUGCUCGCUGAGUGAUGAAGAGUUUUAUACAAUCGCUUCACAAUUGGAUACCAAAUUGGAUGGAUCGAUUAAUUACAACUACUUUCUUCAACAAUAUAUUAAAAACGUUUAA
Messenger RNA from Adineta ricciae, 1965 nucleotides. NCBI's taxonomy places the organism in Eukaryota, Metazoa, Rotifera, Eurotatoria, Adinetida, Adinetidae. The record is from the annotation of a GenBank genome assembly.